This is a messenger RNA of Alternaria arbusti, 363 nucleotides long. RefSeq lists its product as uncharacterized. Bases 1 to 363 code for a protein of 120 amino acids. The record is from RefSeq and is a predicted model, not a curated record. The transcript is spliced from 3 exons. NCBI's taxonomy places the organism in Eukaryota, Fungi, Ascomycota, Dothideomycetes, Pleosporales, Pleosporaceae.
AUGAGCAGUCUCCAGUUCGUGCAGGAAGUCAAAGAUGUCACUCGCGACCGGUUCGUCGAGUGCGAAAAGAGCGGAUGGUUCGCCAAAGCUGGAGGAUGCAAAGCCGUCAUCAAGCAACGGGCCGGGACAGUACUCAUGGCCGUACUCGAGCUCAAAGAUUUCGUUAGCGAAGGACUAAAGUACGAUGUCACCGGAUACGGUGCGACAGCAUGGUCUAUCAUCACCUUUGGCCUACGGGCCGAUCUCGACAGGACACAAUCCAUAUUCGAAGCUUCCGCUUUCCUGGCGGAUCUCCUUGCACGCUACGCUAGUAUCCUCCUGUCCAGCAAAACCAGCCAGCAACCCUUUCCAGAAACUGAAUAG